GUUCCAAAUAGUGGCUAUGGGGAAGAACGCUUUAUGCCAUCAUGAUCAGCUCGUCGAACUCUACUAACCAGGAUGUGUCUCAUUGAAAAGUGAGAGUGGCACUUGGAGACCUUCCCUCGUAAGCGUAGGAGAUCUCAUUCGUUCAUUCUACCUGGGAACAAAAGAUAAGAUUUUGGCAGUUAUUAAGCUCAGAGUAUCCAGUGUGAGGUUUUAAUAUUCAAAAAAGAGUUGUAAGUUGUUUCAUUGCUAUAGAAGGAUUUUGCAGACCGUUAUUUAUUUUAUAGAUGAAAGAGUCAGUUCUUAGGCUGACAACAGCUGAUUAAAAUUCUGAUCUGAAUUGAUCAGAGGUAACAAUCUUGCAAGAAAUACGAUAUGAGUAGUGAUAUAUCAGAACUGUUGUAAGAAGCGCUACCAAAAACAACUUCAUUUAUUUCUUUUAUUUACCACUUGGUCCGCUAAAUUUGCUAUCGAAAUGAAAUAUUUCGGUACGUUCUUUUAUUUUUGUAUUAUGUUCCUUUCAUAAUUUUCGAAUGGUGAUUUUAACUAAAUACAAAUAACCACCAUAGAUUUAUAUUUUCUGAACGAAAGAUCUUGUAGAGUGUGUGUACAUGUAAAAAUCUUCAGUACACUUUUGUCUUUAAUUUGAGACGUCUCAGAGCUAUGCGCAUCUUGUCGUUCCAAAUUUAUAAGAAAACAAAAUGCCAAAGAAAAAACACCUAACAAAAGUUCACUCCAGUAGUACAGUCAACUGGUCAAGUCAUUUAUUUAUUUAAAUUGUUAUUAUUGAUCAUGUAUUCGGUUAAGAUGAUAUCGAUAAACAUCUCAAACCUUAAGAGAAAUAAUCACCCGUUGAUACAUGCGCCAUUUUUAUUUAUUUUUUCUCCUUGUUUACAUGGACGUAUUGAAGGUCUAAAUAGUCGAAAGGAAAAUUUUUCAACAAAGAUAGCUUGAAAGUUUUUUAUUUAAGAAUCUUUGAUGAUAAUGAAUCAAAAAUUGUCAAAGACUUACAAGGGUUAUUUUAUCGAGGCUCUCGGGGGGGGCAGUAGUUUUAAAAAUCGGAGAAACUGUUUAAAAAUUUUUCGAGUCGACAGUUUUUUGUACAAAUGUUUGUUCUACAAAAUAAGACAUUGUCGACUUUCUCACGACGGUUGGUCGAUGAGAUACAAUGGUUUUACGUGAAAAAUCGAGCGGUUACUAGAAAAAAAUUCAUAUCUCAUCGAUGAACCAUCGUGAGAAAGUCUACAAUGUCUUAUUUUGUAGAACAAACAUUUGUGCACAAAACUGUCGACUCGAAAAAAUUUUAAAAAGUUUCUCCGAUUUUUAAAACUACUGCGGCCAAGAGCUCCGAUAAAAUAACCGUUGCAUGCCUAAUUGUAUAAUAACGAGUAAUAGUUAUAUUAUUAUUGUUAUUUGUUGUUGUUAUUACUCUAUUUCUAUUAUUUGUUUAGUAUUUUCUUGCUGUUUCCAGUUCUUGAAAAUUUCCGAAGCAGCAUAUUUCAUACCUGGACGAAAACGUUUUGCCAAAUUUGAAGUAGUACUCAGAAUUGUUUUACCAGCGUUGGGAUUUAACACAUAUUAUUUCGAAGUAAACGCCUUUACUGGAAAUAAGUCAGAAUCCGAAUUUGAAGCAUCGGGUGCUUACAUUUUUCGUCCUCAAAGUGAAGAUUCAUAUUCUGGUAGUGAUACACGUACAAUAACUUGUGUGAAAACUGAAAUUGUUCAAACAGCACAAAUGUGCCAGAAAAACACAUUUAAAGCGAAUCCAAUUGAGUAUUUUAUAAUGCGACGUCAAUUUUGUUUAUUAUGUAUGAAACAAGACAAAAUAGCCAAGUCGAAUUACUACACAGUUUCCAGUAUCGCUGUAGAACGUAAACUGACACAAACCUACGAAUCUUUACACCAUAAAAAAUUAUCACACGCGUUGUUAAAUGAACAAGUACACAAAACAUGCUACGACAAAUAUCGUAGUCGUUAUCACAAUUCUCAAAUAUCAGUACGUGCGUCGUCGUUAUUCAGCAAUCCGAAUACAAGAAUACCGUUACCAAAUAGUAUGAAUAAUACAUCACCAACACCCUUAUUGACGGAAACAUCAAAUGGAUCAUUACUUACGAUCGACGGCAAACGCCAGAUUCGAACGUUAUCAUCAAUAACAUGGGUACCAGCGGAAACAGUUGAUCAACGAUUAAAACUAACAGAUGAAAUUGACACAUAUAAUUUAACAUCGUUGACAAAUCCGAAAGAUUCACCUUUGUUCAUGAGAUAUUGUGAUAGAAAGGCGAGUUUAAAGAGAAGAAGUACAGCCAAGCGUAAAUUGGACUAUGAACAAGACAAUCUAUUAGUAUUAUCAACACCGACAAGAACAACAAAUAGUCUGUAUAGUAACGAUAUGUUAGCAACAAGACAAAGUCGGUUGCAAGAACGUACAACAAGCAGUCCCAGCAUAAAAUCAAAGUUUAGAAAAAAUUUAUAUAAACAGAGAGUGUGUUCAGCCGAUCGUCGCCGUUGCUCUCAUCAUAACAACUCACAAAUAUCUAUUGAUCGUAGCACGUUUACGUACCUUUCAAAUGACAUACAAAAAUCAUCCUUGUACCCAGAUGGGUUUGAAGAAAUGUGUGGAUGGCUCGAAGAUACAUUAAGAACAGGUGCUUUAAUCUCACUAACCAAAAUUCAAGAGAUAUUCCAACAUCUAUCACAGCAUCGAAAUGAACCAUUAUCACAAUCAACACUUCGGACAACAUCUAUUCGUGAGCGACUCAAUCAGAGGUAUGGUGAUAAACUACAUUUCACAAAAUUAAGCAAACGAGGUGGAAUGUAUGUGUGUUUAAACGAUUUAUCCUAUCAUGCACUUUUGGCAUUAAAAAAUUCGUCGUCAGAUAGUAUUACUCACAAUACAUAUCGUCCCAUUCUCAAUCACAUUAGUGCCGAAGAAAAACAGAGAAAAUGUGAAAUUUUAUUCGAUGCUGUCCAGAUACUACGACAAACAGUCAACGACAACUAUCAUUUUUUUAAGAAAUUAAAAGAAGACCGUCAAAAAUUAGCUGCUUUCACUUCGAAUUUAUAUUGGGAUUGUGCACCAACAUUACUAAAAAAUAUAAUUGGCAUGUUAACUAGCAACGAUGUACAGUUUCAAAAUUUUAAACGUGAAUACGCUACGCUACAUACAACAUUUUCGACAACGACAUUUAUCGAUCGUCUAAGAAAUCGUUAA
Didymodactylos carnosus is the source of this 3208-nucleotide messenger RNA. The record is from the annotation of a GenBank genome assembly. Lineage: Eukaryota; Metazoa; Rotifera; Eurotatoria; Philodinida; Philodinidae.